Paralichthys olivaceus (Japanese flounder) is the source of this 5136-nucleotide messenger RNA. The record is from RefSeq and is a predicted model, not a curated record. NCBI's taxonomy places the organism in Eukaryota, Metazoa, Chordata, Actinopteri, Pleuronectiformes, Paralichthyidae.
UCUCUUUCUCUCUCUCUCUCUCUACCUGAACAGGUGAACAUUCCUGCUAUGAGCUACGUGGCCAUCAUGGCCGUCAUGCUGUUCGUGGCCAUGUUUGAGUUGGGCCCCGGUCCGAUUCCGUGGUUCAUUGUGGCUGAGUUGUUCUCCCAGGGACCCCGACCGGCCGCCAUGGCGGUGGCCGGCUGCUGCAAUUGGACGGCCAACUUCCUGGUUGGAAUGAGCUUCCCCAAACUAGUGGAUACGUGCGGGCCAUGGGUCUUCCUCAUCUUCACCGGUUUCCUUGUCAUCUUCUUCAUCUUCACCUUCAUCAAAGUCCCAGAGACGAAGGGCAAGACCUUUGAUGAGAUCGCCCGCAGCUUUGGCAGCGCCCCGCCUCCCACUUCCUCGUUUGUUGAGGAGCCUCCCGCUGGCGCCAGUGCAGCCGUGACGCUUCCCGCCUCUCCGGUGAAGGAGAAGGUGCCGCUGGUUGAGGCGGUGGUGGCGGCUCCGGCUCCUGCAGCUGAGACCACACCUCUGGAGGAUAAAUCCAACUCGACAGUGCAGGAGAGUGUGUAGAGCUGCUGCUGACGCAGCUCUCACAGGUGAAGGAGGUUUUAAAUGAAGGAAGCAGCAGAGAUUUUUAAAAAGCUGUAAAUUGAAUUAACUAUUGGAAAAAAGAAACAGAAGUUUUAUAUUAGACCUGCUGACACCGGCAGUGUCAUCGAGUUGUGGGCUUUGAUUUUUAAAAGUCCGGCUUCUGCUUUCACAACUUCACGAUUCCUUCUUUUACGUCCUCCCUCCCUUUACUGUGAGAGAGAAGCAGUCGAUGUACAACACACAGAUUCAAGCUACUGUACAUUCCUACACUACAGCUACACUUCAGCUACACUCAUUAACAAGACGAGGCUUUUUCACUGCAGCUGUGUCGAGUCAGAACGACCCACUUUUCCAACGCGCCGGCACAGACUGUCUGUGCGUUCAACUGUUCCUUGAAAGUGUUCGGAAUCUUGAAACAUGUAAACAAUACGUGUUGAGAGCGUUCAACAACACGUUAACGCUGAUUUGCACAGAGCAAAGAAAAAGAAAUUAGCUUUGACAGGCAGAUAAAUCAAUUAAAGCGUUAAUCAUGGAAGCGUCUGUAUCGGAUAAAAAGAGACGGACGUAGACUUUGCAAGCGACAAAAUUAACAUUUGACACAAGCAAAAUUGUUAAAUUAUAUUAGUUGGUUUAUGAGUAAAGAUUUGCCGACAUGACGUGGAUUCACUCGGUGUUGAUGGAAACUGACUCACAGACAUGAGGUGAGUCAUUACAGUCGAGGACACGUGUCUCCAUUGAUGUCCGAGCUCACGUCCUGCUAGUGUGAGCGAGGAGAUCGUGCACAUUUUGUUUUUAAUUAUUCCUCUUGUGGAUAUUUUAGUGCAAUAUAACACGCCGUUGUUUAAUCCUGUAACAUUUAAUGAUCUUUUAUCCGUUCCUGUUUUCGGACGUGUUCUCGAAUCUGAAUUUAUGCUCUGCAUUCAGCUGAAAAACCUUUUAAUGGCAAAGAACUAAACUUUAAAGACAUAGAGGACAGAUGUGAUCAUGACAAUUUAAGACAAUUUAAAUCUAGAUCCCGAAGUUUUUAGUUUGAUAUUCUUCUCAUCAGUUUAUGUUGCUGGUGCUGAGUUCCAUCAUUUAUUCCAAAAAAAACUAAAUCUGCCUUGUGGCUAUGAUGAAUUUGAGGAUUUCCUAAUGUCUGCAGACAAAAACUGGCCGGUUGAAUAGUCUUAGUUUCAGUAGAUAACAGUAGGGUAACGUGCAAUGUUUCUGUUAAAGAGAAAAUUAUGACUAUUUAUUACCCUAAGAACUUGAUUUUUGUAUGAAAUAUAUAUAUAUGAUGAAGUAAAUUUAGAAUCAUGAUGCUUUCCAAAUUAACACAGGUAUAAAAUAUUAAAUAUGUCUGUAUUGAGCUUUGCCUGCGGUGAGGGAAUCGAACCUGCGUCACUUGAACUGCAGCUCAGAGAUUUAGAUGACGUGACACUGUACAUUUAUUUGUCUCUCUCUAUGUAGAUGCACUUUGUAAAGCAGCAUUAGAGCCACAAUCACUAACAUAGGAGUCAAGUAGUUUCAAUGAAUUAUUCAAAACAACAUUUACCUGAGCGUGAACGUGGCCGAGCUGAUAUUAGAAUAAGUAGGAGUCAAUAAAUAAAAUGUGCAAUCGAUGUAGAAUCUGCAGCCUCGACAAUGUAGAAGUUAAAGCUGCGUCAACAACACGUAGAGGAGGACCACAUGUCUUAAAUGCUUCCUGACGUUAGCUUUAAAUUAUUAUUAUUAAAUGAUAACGGCUUCCAAUACUCAAUCGUCUUUGUCUCUACGAAGCCUGAUAUUCUCUCUACUACCUGAAUGCUACGUUACAUAGCCAGUUAGCUUAGCUGUGGAUUAGCCUUCACCUGAAGCUAGUCAGGAACUCGACGUGUCAUCAGGGCGGAUGCAUCGUAAAUAAAUAAAGUAUUUAAUUUUCUUAUUUGUUGUUGUAAUUCGACAAAUUGUUCAUUUCUUAACAGUGACUCAAGGCAAAGUUAGCUUUUAAAAACUGUAGUUCUUCGAUGGUCCACUAGGGGAGCACUCAGAGAACUGAGGUUACACAAUUAGUAAUCACAAGUUUUUUUAUUCCACCAGUGAAUUAAAGAACAUGUGUUAAUUAUUUCAUGUAACUCAAACUGAUUAUAGCGCCACCUUCAGACAUGUUCACAGAAACUCUUAAUGUCUUUCACACGUCAUUAUUAGUGAUUAUUGAUUAUUGAAAUACAACAAUGUUCAUUCAUUCACUUGUCUCAUUCGUCGGGUCCAGACGCUGUCGACAUUGUGACACUUGGUCUGACGAGUCUGUCGUGUGUGUGGCGUUGUACCUUUUACAGAUGUAUGAAUAACUAACAUUGUACAAUGUGUGUGUAACGUGUGUAUAUGUGUGACGCAAAGUAUAUUUUCUAUAUCCUGUCGUGAGUUAUUGUAGUUGAAGAAGCUAUUUUCGCCCCUGCUGCACUUUAACAACAUAUUUAUUUAUUUACACUACGUAGUAUUUAGUUUUCUGCAAACACUGGAAAAAUAUUUAUCUUGACAAGAAAGUGAUUUGUUCUAAAGUUUGAUCCGAGAGAUUUGAGCUGAAACGUGAAGAUGUGUCACUUUGCAUCUGACGGAGAUAAAAGUUGUUUGAUGAAGUGUGAGACUUGUUAAGAUGAAUAUUUAGCUGAUGGUGGAUGGAGUCAUGGUGUCGUUGUGCGUUGCUGUGUUUGAUGAUAGUGAUGUGCUGUGUUUGCGCUGACGGAGGUGUGUGGUGUUGUGUUGUGUUCCAGCUUCUGUCCCGCACCGCUCCUGCAACACGCCACUAACCCUCAACUUUCAUUUUCGUGAUGUCACAAAUCAAACACCUCCCUGGUUUGAGUCCUGAGGUGGAUUCAAAGUAUCUCAGUGGGGAAAAGAUGAAUAAAACUGUGACUUUAAAAGUGUUUAAAACAAUUGACGGAGAUUUUAAAGGGGAAGUUAUCUACAAGCUGCAGUCUGGGUUCUUAUAAAAUAGUAAAUUGUCCAAAAAACGAAUUCACUCCCCUGCAGCCUCGUUAGAUGAGAUUUUUCUGCAGUUUGAAAAAGAAAAUCUAAAUUUGUCUUUGUGUUUUACUGACAAAGUGUUAGUGUCCGACUGCAGCGCAACAAACUAUGUGACCAGAUUUGAAUCUAACACGUGGAUCCGGGUGCACACGUCUCUUAACCGCAUGACCACCUGCAUCAUCCAGCCAAAGUAUUCAUUUGUAAAAUAUGUACAUUUUGAAAAUAUUAUACUAUUUAUAUGUUGACUUGCACGCUCACAUGUUAGUGUGUUUGAUCUUGUUCUGGGGUGACUGUGAUCUUUUUUUUUUGUUGCUCUUGUCCUUCAUCUCUUUGUCAUCCCUCCAUCACAGCCGUGCUUUUCAUUCGUGCCUCAUUACUCUCACACUCCUCAGGUUUUUUGCGGCCAUAUUGUGUUUCUUCUUUGUUUUUGUUUUUUUACGUACAUCUAAAAAAAAUGUUUUGCCCUCGAUGAUGUUGCUAUGGCGACUGCUGCCAACGUUCCAAAAGUUGGUUGUCAUGUUGCCUAGCGACAGUCAAGGACUGGAAUUCAGAACUGUUACAAACUAAUUUUUACUUUUCAAUUUUAUUUUUAAUUUUGUGGAAGAGACUAAAUCUUUUUAUUCUCUUAUUUAAAUAGUCGUUUGGCUCAGUUUCCUGUCAAUCAUCAUUCUCCAUCUUUUCAUCAUCGCUCCAUCUUUAUUUAUUUUUGUGAAUCCUCACGUUUACGCACAGAGCUGUUGAUCGCUGUUAAUAUUUGGUCAGGGUUUUGGCAGCCAUAUUGUUUUUUAGUUGUUGUUUUUUUUUUGCCUUGAAUUGUUUAAAAAAUAUUUUCCCUUGAUGACGUUGCCACGGCGACUGCUGCCAACGUUACAAAAGUUGGUUGUCAUGUUGCCUAGCGACAGUCAGGGAGUAAAAUUCCAAACUGUUGUUCAAAUGUUUACCCGACGAAAGGCGACUCCGUCAGCUUUGAUUGAAAUAAAACUCGGUCAGAACUGAGACUUCAGUGAAUCAUGUAGCGUCACAGACUCGAGCGUGUUCCUCGCUCUGCCUCGUUAGCUCCUCACCUGUGUGUUGUGUAAUUUAAUGUAUGUUUGAGUAUCACGUACUGCAACGCUGCUCGUGCCUCUGCACCUCGCACAUACAUGCACCGUGUUGUCCACACGCGUGUUUGUGUUUCGCUGCUGUGUCGGAAAACGCUUCCUCGCUCAUUCACUCAUUCACACACUUCGACAGCAUUGCACUGUGGGAGUUUUAGCCUGAAGUCUUUUCAGAUAGUGUGUAAAUGUUGCAUCUAGAGUUUGAUGGUGAAUGUCGUGAAGUGACGAAGUGACAGCCAUCGUCUGUAAACGCUGAGUUCUAUCACAGUAUUUCAUUUUCAAGGUGUUUUGGCACUUGACGACGAGAGUGAUGAAUUGUGGGUAAUCAACCUUCAGUUUCGGUAACACGAUGAACAGCUGGUGUGAAUAUGGAGUAUUUUGGUUGAACAGUCCUGCUGAUGUGCCCCAACACGUUUUAGUUUGUGUUUGUAUUGUAAAUACCAGAUAUGAUGUUAAAUAAAAUCUUCAUCAUGUG